AAAAUGGACGAUGAAGACAAUGAUGAAAAGAGACGUCAACGUUCAGAUGAAGCUCGUCGAGCCGCGAUGAGGCAAAAAAUUCAAGAUCAGAGAGAAAGAGAUCGUCAAAUUGCUGCUGACAUUGCUAAUGUUGACAAAAAAACGACAAAACGCAUUGUAUUUGAAGAUUCGGAUGAUGGGGAUGAUCAGGAUGAAGAAACAGAAAAAACAGCCGCGAAUGGUGAAAAGAAAACCUCGCGCAGUUCAAAACGUCCAAAACUCUUCGAUUCUGAAGAUGAAAACGAUAAAGAUGAGGAGGAAGAUUUUGAAAUCAAAAAUAGACACUCUGGUCCUAAAGGCGAAAAGCUGAUGCACCUAGAAUCACGUUUCAAUAGUGAUCCCCGAUUCAAAUUGGACGACAAGUUUGCAGAAAGUGAUUCUGAUGAAGAUGGAAAUAUGGAGCAGAGCUCGGAAAAGCAAGAAAUGAAAUUAGAAAAAGAUAAAAAUCGAGAACUUUUGUCUAAAAUUCUAGGAAAAAGUGUCGAAGAGAAAAAACCAAAUACUAUAGAGUCUUCAACACUUAAAGCUCGACCAUUCACUCGUUUCGAUCCUGAAAAUCCUGAGCAUUUGGAAUGGAUGAAAGCUUUUGAAGCUUCGAAAAAUCCACAAAAAGUCAAGAAAACUGAAGAAAGUACAAAUUCGGACGAAGAUGGGAAUGGAAGUGACGAAGGAGACGAAGAUUCAACUGAAAAGAAAAAGGAAGAAGUCGUUGAAAAAGACGAGGAAAGCGGUGAUGAGAGCUUUGAGAAAGCUGAAAUCUUUUUCAAAAUGGAUGACGCGUUUUCAGCUGAAAUGAAAGAACGAAAAGAUGGUGAUGAUCCGUCAACUGGAGGUUUCUCUUUUUUAUCAAUGAUUGGAAGAAAAUAUGAUGACGAAGCAGUUGAAGAUGAUGGAGAAAAUUUAAAGAAAAUAGAACCAACACAAAGUAAAGCCGAACCGUCUGGAAAUGUUGACAAAAUCGAAAAAUCUCUACUCAAAGUGAAAGUUAGCACAAAGUUUUUCGUCGAUCCUCUGUCGGAUGAAAAAAUCAAAAGUUUAGCGGCUAAUUUCAGAAGAACUCAAACAGUGGAGAAAGUUAUUGAUAAAUGGGCACCUCAUCGAGAUGCUAUUUUCAAGCUCUGGAAGAAACAACGUCGUGAUGCAGUAAAAAAGCAGAAAGAUUCAUUUUUCACAAAUGGAAAACGAAAACGGAAAGCUGAUACAGGAAACGAAGAUGCUCCUGAGACUGCGUGAAAUGUUCAAGAUCUAAUAGUUAUUCAAUUGUUCGUUGUUGUUUUUGUUGAUUUUCAAAUGUUUGUUAUAGUAAAU
Molecule: messenger RNA, 1347 nt
Organism: Caenorhabditis elegans
Lineage: Eukaryota; Metazoa; Nematoda; Chromadorea; Rhabditida; Rhabditidae
Gene: K07F5.14
Product: NUC153 domain-containing protein
Exons: 5
Coding region: 4-1272 (422 amino acids)
Source: RefSeq, marked reviewed